Pneumocystis murina B123 is the source of this 1438-nucleotide messenger RNA. RefSeq lists its product as hypothetical. The coding region runs from base 338 to 1438 and encodes 366 amino acids. Gene Ontology annotation, molecular function: 3-deoxy-7-phosphoheptulonate synthase activity. Lineage: Eukaryota; Fungi; Ascomycota; Pneumocystomycetes; Pneumocystales; Pneumocystaceae. The transcript has 10 exons. The record is from RefSeq and is a predicted model, not a curated record. Gene Ontology annotation, biological process: aromatic amino acid biosynthetic process.
AAUGCAGAAAUCUUCAGAAAAUACAGAGAAAAUAGCCUGGAAACCUUCAUCUUGGAGAUACAAGCAUAUAAAACAAAAUGUAAUAUAUGAAAAUCAAGAUGCACUUAAAAUGACUGUAAAUAAAUUGAGGUCAUUGCCACCACUAGUUCAUUUUCAAGAGAUUUUGCAAUUAAAAAAACAACUUAAAAAUGUUGCACUUCAUAAAUCUUUCUUAUUCCAAGGAGGAGAUUGUGCAGAAUCUUUUAAUGCAUGCACUUCUGUAAUAUGGAAUAUUCUAUCGAUAGUUUUGUGACUUUUGAAGGAUUUAAUUGAUUCCAAGUUAAAAGUUAUUCUUCAAAUGAGUAUUAUUUUGAUUUUAAACAUUAAUAUUCCUGUUGUAAAUAUAGCUCGUAUAGCAGGUCAAUUCUCAAAACCAAGAUCAAAGUCUACAGAAAUUAUAAACGGAAAAGAAGUAUUAUGUUUUAGAGGGGAAUGUAUCAAUGGUUACUCUUCAGAUGAGCGAAAACCGGAUCCAGAAAGGAUGUUAAAGGCAUAUUUUCAUUCUUCAACAACUCUUAAUUAUAUACGUUUGCUCUCAUCUUCUAGAGAAGACGGUUUAUAUACACUAUUAGAGUCAGAUUAUUCUUUUCUUCUGGAUAAUAAUUUAGGGAAAGAAUGUUUUACAAACAUUAAAUCCUUUGAUUUGUCAAAUUUAAAAAAAAUAAACGGAUUAGAUAGCAAUUUUUUAUUAAAAAAACCAUAUAUUUUUACAAGUCACGAAGGCCUAUUGUUGGAGUAUGAAGAAUGUAUGACACGAAAAAUAAGAGAUCCUGAAACAAAUGAAGAAAAAUGGUGGAAUUUAGGAGCUCAUUUUUUAUGGAUAGGUGAUAGAACAAGAGACAUUGAUGGUGCACAUGUGGAAUAUUUUAGAGGCAUUGAAAAUCCAAUAGGCAUUAAAAUUGGCCCAACAUUGAAACCUGAUGAAUUAGUCAGAUUAUUAGAUAUUGUAGAUCCUAAUAAAGAAUUAGGGAAAGUUACUUUGAUAUUCAGAUAUGGUUAUGAUAAGAUUAAAACAUAUUUUCCACAACAUAUUAAAGCAAUUCAAUCUUCAGAUCAUAAAGUUAUAUUCGUAUGUGAUCCAAUGCAUGGAAACACAUUAUUUUCUACUGAAUAUCCUAGUUAUAAAACAAGGAAAUUUUCUCAUAUUUUACUUGAACUUAAAUUAUGUUUUAAUAUCUGUAAAGCUUAUGGUUCUCACUUAGAUGGUGUUCAUUUUGAAUUAACUGGAGAAGAAGUAACUGAAUGCUUAGGAGGUAGUAUGCAACUUGAAGAUAAAGAUCUUCCCAAGACAUAUAAGACACUCUGUGAUCCAAGACUCAACUAUAAACAAAGUUUAGAAAUAGCAUUCUUAAUUGCAAAAUAUUGGAAAAAAUAUCAAGAUCCAGCUUCAUCUGCAUAA